This is a messenger RNA of Stereum hirsutum FP-91666 SS1, 1872 nucleotides long. Its product is annotated as peroxisome targeting signal receptor. The coding region runs from base 1 to 1872 and encodes 623 amino acids. The transcript is spliced from 9 exons. The record is from RefSeq and is a predicted model, not a curated record. Lineage: Eukaryota; Fungi; Basidiomycota; Agaricomycetes; Russulales; Stereaceae. Gene Ontology annotation, cellular component: peroxisomal membrane; cytosol. Gene Ontology annotation, biological process: protein import into peroxisome matrix, docking. Gene Ontology annotation, molecular function: protein binding.
AUGUCUCUCCAAGGUCUUAUGUCUGGUGCCGAUUGUGCCGUACAAUCCAACCCGCUCUCCCAAGUCCUCAAGCAUGCGGAGGGAGAUCGUAGUCUACAACAGCUGUAUCACCUCCCUACCUCUUCAUCCCGAGCAGCGGCUGAACAGGACAUGGCCAUGGCCAGGCAGUUCUUCGAGGGCAGCACCCAGGAAGCGGUUCCUAGCUCAUCAAUCCCUCCGGGAGCUUUCCAACUAACUCAACAUGCGCCUCUUAUGACUCGAAGCAAUGUCCAUUCUCCGAACUUUGGUGAUGCGUGGGUUGAAGUCCAGCAACGCCAACAUGCCUCAUCAAUCCCUCAACGAGCAUCUCCAGCGGCAUGGGCAAACGAGUUUCAGCCCUCGCAAAUGUCUAUACCUGCUUCCUCUGCACAACAUGACCCACAACAGCCCACCCUUGCCCGAAAUCCGUACAUGUCGCCCGGGCUCUAUGGGACCACGGGGUUCGCAACGUCGUCUAUGUAUGCAAAUGGCAUGCCACAAACGUAUUUCCGAGGCAUGGAGCAGCCCGUCAUCGAGCAGGGUAAGGGUAAAGGAAAGAUGAAGGAGGAAGACUUUGAGGCUGCUUUCGCCCAGGCCGCUGCGUCGCUACAGAGUGCUCCCCUCCAAUCAGCUCACGUUGAAGAGGUCGGCGAGCUGGGAGAAGCACUCGCCGAGACCUCAUUGGAUGACGGUGUUACUGACUUCAAACAGGUGUGGGAUCAGUUGCAGAACUCUGAUAUGCCGCCUCCUUCGAGCGAUAUGGCAAAGUGGGAGGCCGAAUUCAAUCAACUUAUGAACGCACAACGAGACGAAUACGACCUUGAUUAUGGGAGCGCUAUGCAGAACGGAUGGGCGGACUACGAUGGUAAUCUUGACGAGAAUUCGGUCAAGUUCGAUAGCGAAGGACUGCCCAUUCUCUCCCCAUACAGUUUCGAACCAAACAAUAAAUACCUUGACCCGUCGACAUCGACACAGUCGCAUCUCAGCGAGGCAAAGGCGCUUUUAGAACAGAACGGUUCGCUUUCAGAAGCUGCUCUCCUGCUUGAGGCUGCGAUACAGAACGGAGAUCUCGGCAACGGCGGCUAUGAAGCCUGGAUACUACUGGGCGAGACGAGAAACAUGGACGAACGGGAGGACGCAGGAAUGAAGGCCUUGAUGGAAGGAGUGAGGAUAGCGGAAGAGGCUGGUGCAAAUGGAGAGGGCAUGCUGUCCCUAGCCAUAUCAUUUACGAAUGAAUCCUACGAUCGCGCUGCCCAUGGGACCCUCCUUCGAUGGCUUCGUGCUCGUUUCCCAACGUAUCCCCUCUCUCCAGCUACGGAAGAAUCGCUCGGCCAGUCUUCGUGGCAUUCCAACGAAGCCGUCACGUCUGCCUUCCUCGACGUCGCCCGAGCUCAACACGAGGCAGGAACGCUGGAUCCGGACGUACAGAUCGCGUUAGGUGUCCUUUCCUAUACUCAAAACAAUUUCGACCGUGCACGAGAUUGUUUCGAGAGUGCUUUGUCAAUGCGACCGAAGGACUAUCUUCUGUGGAAUCGGCUAGGCUCGUGUCUCUCAAAUGGCAACAAACCUGAAGAGUCUUUAGGAGCCUAUCGCGAGGCACUCAGUCUCCGUCCUACGUAUACUCGGGCAAUCUACAAUGUCGGCGUUGCAUGUCUCAACAUUGGAGCCCACAAGGAAGCAGCGGAGCAUUUUUUAAGCGCACUGGCCAUGCAAGAAACCACCGGAGAAAAGAGCGAACAGCUCUGGACCACACUCCGAAGGGCAUUCGCGGCGAUGAAUCGAACCGACUUGGCGGACGCAGUCAAAAAUAAUCCCAGUCUUGACAUAUUCCGUAAGGAGGGCUUUGAUUUCUAG